Acromyrmex echinatior (Panamanian leafcutter ant) is the source of this 1498-nucleotide messenger RNA. RefSeq names its product prominin (gene prom). Gene Ontology annotation, cellular component: membrane. Lineage: Eukaryota; Metazoa; Arthropoda; Insecta; Hymenoptera; Formicidae. The record is from RefSeq and is a predicted model, not a curated record.
UGCUCAUCGUAACCUCGAGGGCGUACACGCUUCAAGAGUUGAUUUCAACUGAUUCGACCCCAAGCAGUAACAAUUGCUCGACCACCGACAGCUUUCUCAUUCUUCGUUCUCCAAACGAGGCACGAGAGAGCAAGAUGGACACGAUGGCAGCGGAUGUGCUUGUGGACAGUACGACGAACAACUCGAACGUGUCGCAUCCGAGAACGUUGACCUUACCCAAAGACUGGGAUGAGAAGCCAAGACUAAAGUUUCCGAAAUUCACAACGGAGGAGCGUUACAAGAUGAUGAGUUUACAUCUCAAUAAGGGAUGGUUCGCUUUCGAUUUUCUCAGAGGCUUCUUGUUUUUCGUACAACCUUACGACAUACCGACCGAUCUACUCGUGGACGCCGUAGAAAAUCGCAUAAGCACCAGUAAAUUGAUUUCAGAGUCUAUGCACGUGGAAGCAGCUUUUCUGGUCUUAGUAGGCAUGUGCUGCGUAUUGGCCUGCAUAAUACCUGGCGUGGAACUUUGGUUCGCCUGUCGUCCAAUCAGAGAGGAUUACAAACCUUCUCAGCAUCCGAGUGUUCUCGCAUUUCUCCUCACCAUUCUCGUCUUUAUACUCGGGUCUUGCAUGGUGACAAUGAUAAUAUGCAACGAGGUGGUGGCGGUCGGGAUCGAGAAGCUCCCUAUGACAGUAGAGACGGCGUUACAGGAUUUAAAGGACUACCACGCGGAUACCACAUCACAGCUGCGAAAGUGCCUCACGAGAAGUUUGGACGUGACUAGUGAAGCUAUCCUCGCGGAUCUGGACAAUGUCGAGGAAUUAUUGGGCGAACCUGUGCAGGCCGAACUCUCUACCGAGACUGGACUUGACGUGGCAUUGGAUGCGCUCGUUGACCUGGGAAAUGCGACGCAAGAGUUAUCUGCCAAAACCGAAUCUUUGCUCAGGGAGGGUGAGAGAGCUCACGAACUCGGAUUGGAAUUGAGUAGGGAAACGAACAAGAUACGACGGGACUUGGAAGGUGCGGUGAGAGCAUGCUCGGGUCCAGAUCGUUCUCUUUGUGCUGUCAUUGACUCUUCGGGGAUUCGCCUGGAUCUACGGAUAGAACGGCUACUGAGGGACGAUCGUAUUUUGCGUUUACGAAGCACCAGUCGGGAAAAUUUGACGGAAGCAGGACGUCAGGCUCGCGGAGAGUAUCUCCACGUACAGCAUCACAUUGCCAGGACCACACUGGAUGCUCGCAACCAGAUUCGACGUGAGAUUAAUGCAGCACGUGCCAGGAUUGUCGAUCACACGCGCACUGUAGAGAACAGUUUUGAACUCUCAAAGCAGCUUAUAGACUCUGUAAAGAACAUCACGGAUUACGUUGUACCGUAUGUUAUCGCUUUCGAACAAAUCAGAUGGAUCAUUGGAACAGCUACUGCUCUGUGUAUUUUACCAAUUCUUUCGUUACUGAUUGGAGCUUUAUGCUGUCGCUGCGGAUCAUCCGAAAAUAAAGUGCGUCCAACUCUUUUGUG